AGUUGGCACUGGCUGCCUUAGACUGAAAAUCUCAUCCACACCUCUAUCUGUUUCCAAAUGGCUAGUUCUCAAUCUCUUCCUUUAUGUGAAAAAACACCCCUUAAAAUUAACACACUACAGAGAGCCCAGGAAAUUGCAAUUUUGUUCCUCUUCAUCUGUCUCCUUGUUUAUCGUCUCCUCUCCCUCACUGACCAUGGUUUUGUCUGGCUUCUUGCCUUCCUGUGUGAGUCUUGGUUUACCUUCAAUUGGGUUCUCACCCUCAUCAUCCAAUGGACCCCUGUUGAAUACAAAACUUACCCUCAAAACCUCUUGCAACAGGUGCCAGAGCUUCCUGCAGUGGACAUGUUUGUGACAACAGCAGAUGCAGAGCUAGAGCCGCCCAUCAUCACAGUGAACACAGUGCUCUCUCUUCUUGCUGUAGAUUAUCCAUCUCACAAGCUAGCUUGCUAUGUUUCUGAUGAUGGCUGCUCACCUCUCACCCUCUACUCUCUCACUGAAGCCUCUAAAUUUGCUCAGUUUUGGGUACCCUUUUGCAAAAAGUAUAAUAUUCAAGUUAGAGCUCCAUUCAGAUACUUCUCUGGCAAUUCCAAAUUGCCAAGUGAUAAUCCAAUUGGGUUUCUACAAGAAUGGACAAAAAUGAAGGAUGAGUAUCAAAAGCUCUGCCAAAAAAUUGAAGUUGCUGUCCAAAAUUUGGCAACCCUUGAUUUUUCUGGAGACUAUGUGGAUUUUGCUGACAUAGACAGAAGGAACCAUCCCACCAUAAUCAAGGUAAUAUGGGAGAACAAAGAAAGACUUUCAAAUAAUGGGGUGCCACAUUUAGUUUAUGUAGCCAGGGAGAAGCGUUCAGAUCAAUCACAUCACCACAAAGCUGGCGCCAUGAAUGUUUUGACCAGGGUCUCUGGUGUGAUGACAAAUGCUCCAUUUAUGUUGAACGUCGACUGCGAUAUGCAUGCCAACAAUUCAAAGAUCGUUCUGCAUGCGAUGUGCCUAUUGCUUGGCUUCAAGCAUGAAAAAGAAGGUGCAUUUGUCCAGUGCCCACAAAUGUUCUACGACACUUUGAAAGAUGAUCCAUUUGGAAACCAACUGCUUCUCCCUCUAAAAACAUCUUGGCCAGGGUUCGCUGGGAUGCAAGGACCUCCCUAUGCAGGGACCGGAUGUUUUCAAAGACGUAAAGUUAUCUACGGUUUUUCCUUGAUAGAUAGUGAAGGAAAUCUGAGGGAUGUGGCAUUGGAUAAAGAACGGUUUGGAAAUUCCACGGAGUUAAUCCAAUCAGCAACUCAUACUUUAUCAGAGAAAAUUGAUCAUCCUCAUGACCUUUCCAGUGCUGUUGAGGCAGCCAACCAAGUUGCUGGUUCUUCGUACGAGCACAAUACAUUGUGGGGGACAAAGGUAGGCUGGGUUUAUGGGUCAGUCACAGAAGAUAUGCUAACUGGGAUGAAGAUCCAUGCAAGGGGCUGGAAGUCUAUCUUAUGCAUGCCAGACCCACCAGGCUUUAUGGGUUCUGCACCCUCAUCUUCCCAUGUUAUCAUUGUUGAAGUCAAAGAACCGGCUCUCAUAUUCUUCGUUGCCGUGUUUUUAAUGAAGAUUUUGUACACCCUACGUUUUUACCUGGGAUUUGGCCUAUCAAUCAAGCAAUGGUGGAACCAUGUGAGAAUGGGGCCAUCGGGGAAAAUACCCUAUGUAACUGCAUCGCUAUUUGGAGUUGUAACCCUGGCAUUCAAGCUUUUGGGUAUAUCUGAGGUGGCAUUUGAAGUCACACAAAAGGACCAAUAUUCCUCUUCAAGUGAUGACCAAGAAGAUGAUGUCAAUGCUGGUAGGUUCACUUUUGAUGAGUCUCCAAUAUUUGUGCCGGCCACAACUCUCCUGUUUGUGCACUUCACAGCCCUAGCCAUGGGCUUGUUUGGGAUGCAACCACCGGCUCAUGGUGCGGAUGGGGCGGGGCUAGGUGAGAUGAUGUGCUGUGUUUGGGUGGUGCUAUGUUAUUGGCCAUUUCUCAAAGGGUUGUUUGGGAAGGGCAAAUAUGGAAUUCCAAUGCCUACUAUAUUCAAAUCAGCUGCCUUGGCCUUGCUUUUCAUGCACUUCUGUGGAAGGAUCCCUCUGCCACUGCGCCGCUGAUGGACUAUAGUUCCCCUUGGAUAGGCUAUAUUGAUAAAUUUUCCCUUAUUGUUAUUGUUUUUCCUAAUUGUAUUUUGUUUGAAUAAGGAAAGUACUUUCCUCCUUAUCAUGUAAAUAGGAGUUUCUACAUUAUUAUGAAUAGGAGUGUGACGUGUGUGUAUAAGUUUUUCUUUUUAUGUUUUUGAUAAAUUAUUUUUGCA
Prunus dulcis (almond) is the source of this 2315-nucleotide messenger RNA. Its product is annotated as cellulose synthase-like protein B4. The transcript is spliced from 9 exons. The record is from RefSeq and is a predicted model, not a curated record. Gene Ontology annotation, molecular function: mannan synthase activity; cellulose synthase (UDP-forming) activity. Bases 58 to 2115 code for a protein of 685 amino acids. Lineage: Eukaryota; Viridiplantae; Streptophyta; Magnoliopsida; Rosales; Rosaceae. Gene Ontology annotation, cellular component: plasma membrane; trans-Golgi network. Gene Ontology annotation, biological process: cellulose biosynthetic process; plant-type primary cell wall biogenesis.